Messenger RNA from Anisakis simplex (herring worm), 681 nucleotides. The record is from the annotation of a GenBank genome assembly. NCBI's taxonomy places the organism in Eukaryota, Metazoa, Nematoda, Chromadorea, Rhabditida, Anisakidae.
GUGAUCGAUUGUUUUAAGUUGAUAUCGUCACAAGGCGAAUUUUCGACCACAACGGUUGAUUUGACGAAUCAGAGCAGUCGAACGUGGUUAGCAACGAAAUUAUUGCUUGCCACAGUUUAUGACUAUUUCAAGGUUUAUGUGGGUUGGGCAGUGGGGCAACCAUUAGAAGACGUACCAGCUGCAAGAGAACAACGAAAAUACCAUUUCAUCUUACAUGACAUUCGCUCGAUUACAUUACCUGAAAUGAUGCGGAAAUUGUUAACACGCGGUGACUUUCGUGCGGCACUUGAACUGGCUGAGCGAUACGAUGUGAUCGAUGUGGACUUUGUUUAUAAAGAGCAGUGGAGACAGAUCGGACUUCAGGCUGAUGAAAACGCCGUUAACGAAGUUUUGGCGUGUGUUCGUGACCACUGUUGGGUGGUUAGUGAAUGUGUGAGUAGUAGAGUGGCUGAUUUGGGCGUGCAUCGUGUGUUGAUUGCAUUGGCACAGAAGUUGACACAGUCGAAUGGAGCAGAUGCACAACGAGCGUUUGUUUUGCAUUGUGCAAGGAUUCUGAGAUUGUUGAACGAUGACGAUACGGAUUCAGUGCAGAUGUACUUCGAUUUGCGGGAUAAGUCACUGUUGGAGGUGGCGAUCUUCUUUGCUCAGGCUCGUUUCAUUCAUUUGUUUUUGUUUCGUUGA